AUGAAGCAUCCUUCUUCUUCUGAGUUCUGCUGCUGGCUGGACGGCCACUCUAAGCAGAACCUGAAGCAGGUGGAGAAUUACACCAAGCUCACCAAGGGUGCAGAGCAGAAGGAGGAGGACUGUCACCACCUGCAGACCAAGACGGGAGAAUUAGAGUUUGAUCACGGGAAGAAGAAAUUAUUGGAGAGGCAGCUGGUUGAUAUUUGCUCGUUAUUCAUUGUCACAGAUGUGGAGGGCGACUCUCAGUGUCCGGAGGCUCUCACUUUUUCUGAUUCGUCCUUUGGCCAUCCGCCUCCCUUCCAUCGCUAUAGCAACAGCCCCCUCUCCAGCCCCUGCGACCCUUACGGCUCUCCCUCCUCCAGUGGGCCCCUGGGAGCCUCCCACACACACACACAGGGCAGCUCACCCAUCUCGCCCCCCAGCCCGGCGAGCCUCGCCUGGGCUCAGCGCAGCCGACACCAGCCGGCCAGCCUGGCGCUCCGCAAGCAAGAGGAGGAGGAGAGCAAACGCUGCAAGGCUCUAUCUGACAGCUAUGAGCUCUCUACAGACCUCCAGGACAAGAAGGUGGAGAUGCUGGAGAGGAAGUACGGGGGCCCGUUCGUGUCCCGGCGGGCAGCGAAGACGAUCCAGACGGCGUUCAGGCAGUACCGCAUGAACAAGAACUUCGAGAGGCUUCGCAGCUCCGCCUCAGAGAGCAGGAUGACCCGCCGCAUCAUCCUAUCCAACAUGAGGCUGCAGUACUCCUUUGAUGAGCGUCAACCACAGGGUCAGGGACCAGCAGGUCAACAGGGUUCAGAGGAUGCAGGAGAUGUGGACGACUCAUUCUCUAAGCAGGUGAAGUCCUUGGCAGACUCCAUGGACGACUCGCUCACUUGCCAGUCCGGCCGUGAAGACUCACAGGACGCAGGAGGAGAUGGGGAGGAGGAUGAUGAUGAGGACGAGGAGGAGGGAGAUGAAGAAGAAGAGGAGGAGGAGGAAGAAGGGGAAGAGGACGAGGAGGAAGAUGAGGAGGAAGACUACAGACAGUGCGCGUGGCGCAACACCACUACGUCUUCCCGACGUGCUGCAGGCCGGACAGGGGGAGGAGGAGGGAGGGGAGGAGCAGGAGGAGGUGCCUCUAUGCACGAGGACAGCACCGCUACCUCCUUCAGUGAUGUCACCCUGUACAUGGAUGAAGGCUGCCUCCCCUCCUCACCGCUCUCCCGCCCCGCCUCCAGCUCCGAUACAGAGUACUGGGGAGGAGGGGGAGGAGGAAGUGCAGGGGGGAGAGAAGACAGCAGAGAGACAGAGGGAGGCAGCAACACAAGCCGGAGGAGCAGCACACCCUGCACGGAGUGUCGUGGGGAGUACAGAGGGAGGGGUGGAGGAGGAGGACAUCUCCCCGUCCUGACCAUCGAACCGCCCAGCGACAGCUCGGUGGACAUGAGUGACAGGUCAGAGCGAGGGUCUAUCGGACGCCUGGUGUACGAACAGGAGCCAUCGGGAGCCGAGCGGGGAGGAAGUGGGGAAAGGGAACGGAGGGGAGGAGGAGUGGAAGGUGAAAGUGGAGAGGAUGAGCGAGGAGGAGGGGGUGGAGGAAGCAGCGAAGCCGAAUCUCCGCAGGGAACCAUCAAACACAAACCGAACGGGCGCUCGGUCGCCACGGCACAGGGGCAGACUCGCAGCCCCUCGAACUACAGCCAGCAUCACAUAAUGCACAUGCACCACGGACACGGCAGCAGCCCUUACAUGCAACACGCUCACCACUUCGCUCAGCACCACUACCACCACCUGCACCACCAACACCACCACCUUCCUCACGCUUACCCAGAACCCCCUUCUUCCCCGCUACCAUCUCCCGUACCACCCCUCACACCUCUCUCCCCCCUGCCGCCGCCGCUCACGCCGUCACCGCUGUCCUCCUCCUCCUCAGCGCUCCAAAACAUGGAGGCACAACAGCAACACCACGCUCACCUCCCCCACCUCCACCACCACCACCUGCUCUGCUCUGAUGGAGACAACGAGAGUGUCAACUCCACCACCACCAACUCCAACGAUGACACAACGGUCAACAACUGCAGCUCUGGCUCCUCGUCCCGAGACAGCCUCCGGGAGCCAAUCGGAGGAGCCACGCUGGGAAAGCAGACCUAUCAGAGGGAGAGCCGUCACAGCUGGGACUCACCCGCGUUCAACAACGACGUGGUGCAGCGGCGACAGUACCGGAUUGGACUCAACUUAUUCAAUAAGAAGCCGGAGAAGGGGAUCCAGUACCUGAUCGAGAGGGGCUUUGUGUCCGACACACCAGUGGGCAUCGCCAGGUUCAUCCUGGAGAGAAAAGGCCUGAGCAGGCAGAUGAUCGGAGAGUUCCUGGGCAGCCGACAGCAGUUCAAUAAAGACGUCCUUGACUGUGUCCUGGAUGAGAUGGAUUUCUCAGGGAUGGAUCUGGAUGACGCUCUGAGGAAGUUCCAGGCUCAGAUUAAAGUUCAAGGUGAAGCUCAGCGGGUGGAGCGACUGGUGGAGGCCUUCAGUCAGCGGUACUGCGUUUGUAACCCGGUGCUGAUCCGGCAGUUCCAGAAUCCGGACACCAUCUUUAUCCUGGCCUUUGCCAUCAUCCUCCUCAACACGGACAUGUACAGCCCCAACGUGAAGCCGGAGAGGAAGAUGAAGCUGGAGGACUUCAUCAAGAACCUGCGUGGUGUUGAUAACGGUCAGGACAUUCCCCGGGACCUGCUGGUGGCGAUCUAUGGAAGAAUCCAGAAGUGGGAGCUUCGGACCAACGAUGACCACGUGUCCCAGGUCCAGGCGGUGGAGAGGAUGGUGGUCGGCAAGAAGCCUGUGCUGUCCCUGCCUCAUCGCAGGUUGGUGUGUUGCUGUCAGCUGUUCGAGGUUCCUGAUCCAAACAGAGCUCAGAGGAGCGGCGUCCACCAGAGAGAAGUCUUCCUGUUCAACGACCUGCUGAUGGUCACAAAGAUCUUCCAAAAGAAGAAGACGUCGGUGACGUACAGUUUCAGACAAUCAUUUCCUCUGGUCGACAUGCAGGUCCACACUUUCCAAAACACCUACUACCCUCACGGCAUCCGGCUGACAUCGGCGAACCCUGGAGGAGAGAGGAAGGUUCUGAUCGUGUUCAACGCUCCGAGCCAGCAGGACCGAGCGCGCUUCACCUCUGACCUCCGAGAGAGCAUCGCAGAGGUCCAGGAAAUGGAGAAGUACAGGGUGGAGUCUGAGCUCGAGAAGCAGAAAGGUGUGAUGCGUCCUGGGAUGUUGACAGGGGGAGGACCAGGAGGCAUGGGCACUCAAGGAGGCGGGGCAAGCUCCGGGGGAGGAACCUUAAAGAGCGAGGUGGUGAAUGGCACCCUGGGAAGGCCGAGCCUCGAUGACACGUACGCCUCGGUGGACGGACUCAAGCGCACGGCACUCAGCUCGUCUCUCAGAGACCUCUCGGAGACAGGGAAGCGAGGUCGUAGAAACAGUGUGGGCUCAUUGGACAGUACCAUUGAAGGUUCCAUUAUUAGCAGCCCUCGGCCUCACCAGCAGCGCCCUCUGCCUGAUGGAGGUCUUUGCUACAGCCCAAUGAUGGUUCCUUCGUCUCCAGCAGCUUACCGGCCGCACCGCCCUACUCAGAGCCCCGGUACGGGGGUGGGGGGUGGGCCGGGGCUCUGUCACAACCAGGGAGGGGUCACCACCUCCCCACUCGUGAGCGGGGGAGGGGCUGGGGGCGGCGGAGGGAUGCCGCCAGGGGGCGGGCCGACUGGCGGAGGCCGGCUGGGGAACUUCUUCGGCAGCCGCAGAGGCAAAGUUCCUGGUCCCCUGACGAUGACCUCACCCCCUCCACAGGGUCCCCCGAGUCCCCUGAUGAUAUCAUCACCCCCCCACUACCCCGCCCCCGCCCCUCCCAUCCCCCACCCAUCCUCCCCUUCCCCAUGCCCCUCCCCAUCGCCCAACCUCGGGCAGUCGGACUCGGGAGGAGUUGGAGGGGCAGGAGGUACGGGAGGGGGACACUCCAAGCUCCAAGCUUUGCACGCCCAGUAUUGCCACGCCAACAGUGGAGGAGGCGGAGCCAGUGUUACUGGGCACCAGCAGCAGCAGACACCACCCCCACCUUACCAUCACCAUCAUCGUUAUCACAUGCAGAGCGUCCCGCAGCACCACAUCCUUUCGCACAGGUUCUCCGCACCCCGACGGCAAGGCCCGUCCGGCUGCGCUCCCUCUCAUACCCAGCAGCUUCAGAGGAUGCAGCAUGGCGCCAUUCAGCACCCCCGCUACAACAUGGUGUCAGGCUUCACCACGCCCCCACCGCUGUCCCCGCACUCCCCCCGGGGAGGCCAGGUGGAGGCACCAAACUCCCACUGA
This is a messenger RNA of Archocentrus centrarchus (flier cichlid), 4332 nucleotides long. RefSeq names its product IQ motif and SEC7 domain-containing protein 2-like. The coding region runs from base 1 to 4332 and encodes 1443 amino acids. Gene Ontology annotation, molecular function: guanyl-nucleotide exchange factor activity. The transcript has 19 exons. Lineage: Eukaryota; Metazoa; Chordata; Actinopteri; Cichliformes; Cichlidae. The record is from RefSeq and is a predicted model, not a curated record. Gene Ontology annotation, biological process: regulation of ARF protein signal transduction; actin cytoskeleton organization.